Acaulospora colombiana is the source of this 1079-nucleotide messenger RNA. NCBI's taxonomy places the organism in Eukaryota, Fungi, Glomeromycota, Glomeromycetes, Diversisporales, Acaulosporaceae. The record is from the annotation of a GenBank genome assembly.
AUGUCCAAAGUCGAACAACGUCGAAAAGCGGGCUCUGCGUCGUCGCAGGAUGCUAUUCCUGUUGACAUCAACAUCCCCGACAACUAUACUGCCAUCUUUGCCGUCUUUUGGUACUUUGUGACCGGUCUGGGUAUCACCGCAGGCUACCACCGACUGUGGGCACACCGUUCCUACAACGCCUCGGUCCCCCUCCAGUACAUGCUCGCCUUUGCCGGAGCUGGCGCCGUUCAAGGUUCUAUCAAGUGGUGGUCCCGGGGACACCGUGCUCACCAUCGUUACACCGACACCGACCUUGAUCCCUAUGGUGCUCACCACGGUCUGCUCUGGUCGCACAUUGGCUGGAUGGUUUUCAAACCCCGCCGCAAGCCCGGUGUCGCUGACGUUUCCGACCUCAUCAACAGCCCCGUCGUCCGCUGGCAACACAAGUACUAUGUCUGGUUGUUGCUCUUUAUGGCGUUUGUUAUGCCUACCGUCGUUCCCGGUCUUCUUUGGGGUGACUGGCGCGGUGGUUAUUUCUACGCUGGUGCUGCCCGCCUUGUGUUCGUCCAUCACUCCACUUUCUGCGUCAACUCGUUGGCUCACUGGCUCGGAGAGACUCCUUUCGAUGACAAGCACACUCCUCGCGAUCACAUGAUCACCGCCUUUGUCACCAUCGGAGAGGGCUACCACAACUUCCACCAUCAAUUCCCCAUGGACUAUCGCAAUGCCAUCAAAUGGUACCAAUACGAUCCCACCAAGUGGUUCAUUACCGUCAUGUCUUGGUUCGGACUUGCGUCGCACCUCAAGUCGUUCCCCGAUAACGAGGUCAGGAAGGGUCAAUUGACGAUGGAAUUGAAGAAGCUCAAGGCUAAGGCCGAUGAAAUGAAGUGGCCCACUACUUCGAACGACUUGCCCUCCAAGAACAGUCCAAGACCCGCCCACUCGUCCUUAUCGCCGGUUUCAUUCACGACGUUUCUUCGUUUAUGGAUGAACACCCCGGUGGCCGUCACCUCCUUCGCAAGAACAUUGGCAAGGACGCGACUACUGCAUUCUUUGGAGGUGUCUACGACCAUUCCAACGCCGCUUGCAACUACCCCUAG